Molecule: messenger RNA, 918 nt
Organism: Seminavis robusta
Lineage: Eukaryota; Bacillariophyta; Bacillariophyceae; Naviculales; Naviculaceae
Source: the annotation of a GenBank genome assembly
AUGGUCUUUGAUAUUGAUUGCAUGUGCACCUUCGAUGUGCUUGAAUGCUGGGAAGAUGUCAGACGCAUUGAAAAGUACGAAGACAAGUUUGGCAGUCUAGUGUUCCAAAAGUUGUUUGAAAGGUCCCCUCCGUUGAAACUCCUUUUUGGUUUCCCCAUUGAUGUGGAUCCGACGUCUCCAUCCGUCCAAAAGAGCCCCCGCUUCACAACUCAUGCUAGAUUCUUGACUUCAAUGCUUGACCGAACAGUGAAUGUUUUGGGUCCGGAUAUUGAUCUCCUGGCAGAGAUCUUGUCGGCAAGUGCAAAGAAACACAUUCGCUUUGGGCUUGAAGUGGAACACUUUGCCUACAUGUCCGACGUUUUCAUUGAGUCUUUGAGUGAGCUCCUUGGUGACCGGUUCACGUCUAUGAGGCGCGACUCCUGGCAGACAGUGUUGGAUGAAAUUCGCACCGAGAUGGUCAAGUCGAUGAACUUGGAGAAGGCAGUGUUUGCAUCCUGGAGCAAAGUCAAGGAGAUUCCAAACUACCGAGAGGUAGCUGGUUCCAAGUUGUUUCACAGCAUGUUUCUCAAGUGCCCGGACUCCAAGGUUCCUUUUGGUAUUCCUCUAGAUGCAGACCCCGAUUCUCCCACCGUCCGUAACAGUUUGGCGUUUCGAGUGCACUCGGUCCGGUUUGUGGACAUGCUAGACCGGGCUCUGACAAUGAUGGAAGCCAAACAUCUAUCCGAAGAGAUGAUUCGUCUUGGUGCGAAGCAUGGAAAGAUGGGAGUAACACCGAGCAUGUUUCAGUCUCUAUGUGAAGCCCUAUUGCAGACGUUGGGAGAGAUACUUCCGGAACACGCCUGGGACGAAGACACACGGGAAGCUUGGUUUUUAAUGUUUUCCAAGCUUUCCACCCAAAUGAUCAAAGCCAUGCCAUGA